ACUGUUCUAGCAGCAGAAGAUCAAGACGAACAACGCCUGGAUGCCUCGUGGAAUUGUCCAUUGCACUUCCCGUUCACAGUGACUGUGCGCAAUUGCACAUCACCCACCUCAACUCAAUUCAUCAACCUUUCCAUCUCACCCCCAAACAGUGAAACUCAACACAGAAUGAUCUCUCCAAAAACCAUCCUAGUAACCGGUUGUUCCACCGGCGGCAUCGGCGCCGCCCUCGCCCUCGCCCUCGCAAAAAGAAACAACACCGUAAUCGCAACAGCGCGCACCCCAUCCAAAAUCCCAUCCUCCCUCUCCACUCUCCCAAACGUCACCGUCCUCGCCCUCGACGUCUGCUCCCCACCUUCAAUCACAGCGGCAGUAUCCCACUUCACCAGCAACAACCUCACCCUCGAUGUCGUCGUCAACAACGCCGGCGGCGGCUACGCAAUGCCGCUCCUCGACGCGUCCAUCGACCGCGCCAAAGAGCUCUACGACCUCAACGUCUGGGGCCCGCUCCGCGCCAUCCAAGCCUUUUCCGCGCUGCUCAUCGCGAGCAAAGGCCGCGUAGUAAAUAUAAGUACCUGCGGCGCGGCGGUGAACACGCCCUGGAUCGGCGUGUACUCUUCAUCCAAGGCCGCUCUAACGACUCUCUCUGAAACCCUCCGGCUCGAGCUAUUGCCGUUCGGUGUACGUGUUGUGGCGAUUAUGGUGGGUGCCGUCGAUAGCAAGUUCCACGACAACGAUGUUUUUGAGUUGCCCCGGACGUCGCUGUAUGUGCCUGUCGAGGAGCAAUUGAAGGGCUGGGCGAGCGGGGCGUCGAAGCCAAAAGGUGUGGCGGCGGAUGUGUUUGUGGAGAGUAUUGUUGAGGAUGUUGUUGGGGAUGGGGCUGUGGGGUUGGUUUGGAAGGGGCCGCAUGCGGGGAGUAUCAAGUAUUUGUCGAGGUUUGCGCCUCAGUCUGUUGCGGAUGCUGCUAUGAGCUACACGCAAGGCCUGGCCGAACUCAAAGCACACGUUGAUGCGAAAGAGUGAAGCUCAUUUCACUCACGGAAGAAUCGAUAGCAAUAUUCGAUAUAUGAAGGUUGCCCUUUGAGCAAUUAUUCCUACUACUUCACCUCAAUCAACACAAUUGCAGAACCACCGACUUCCAUAUACAUACAUUUACAGUCUACAAUUCCGAACAUCGAAGGAUUAAACAAUACAAUGCAGACUGAAACCAGAAAUUCUUCAGAAAGGGACCCUGAAGACCCCCAAAACAUCUCGACUAUUAACAAUACUAAACUAUUCCCUUUCUCUCCCCUA
This is a messenger RNA of Periconia digitata, 1290 nucleotides long. Lineage: Eukaryota; Fungi; Ascomycota; Dothideomycetes; Pleosporales; Periconiaceae. The record is from the annotation of a GenBank genome assembly.